AUGCCACCCGGAAGAGAAAUUGAGAAUAGAACUGACGCUCUAGCGAGGCCGCACCCGUCAAACACCGUGACAAUUGAUUACGUCAGCUUGGAGGAAUUCAACCAAGACGUGAUCGAUAGGCACGGCCUAGGAGGCCCUCAGAUUUACACCGAUGGUAGUAAAAUUGACGGGAAGACGGAAGCGGCACUCACAUGGUGGGAGGGUGGAGGAGAACUCCGCCACUCGACCUUCAAAUUAGCACCUCACAACACAGUGUUUCAGACUGAAAUGUACGCGCUCCUUAGAGCAGUGCAGAUUGCGAUGAAACACAAGGUGCAAAGCGUCAGUGUUCUCAGCGACUCAAAGUCCUCGCUGGAACUCCUAAAAACGCCAGAAACGACACAGCCUCUGGCCCAAAAAAUAAAACAAGAAGUGUCAAAAGCGCGAAGACAUGGGACCAAUAUUCAAUUCUAUUGGCUGCGAGCUCAUAUUGGAACGCCAGGAAAUGAGAGGGCAGAUGAACUGGCAAAGCAAGCAGCUCUUGGAAAGAAGACCGCUCCCGAGUAUGACAGUGUGCCUAUAUCCUACCUCAAAAGGUCGAUAAGACAACACACGGUCGAAAAGUGGCAGGCAUGCUACGAAGCCUCAACAACCGGCGCAACAACCAAGAAGGUUUUUCCACAAGUGAGGGACGCAAACACCGUCAUUAAAAAACUAAAACUCACAAACCUCUUAGUUCAAGCAUUCACCGGACAUGGAGGAUUCGCAGCCUACCUAAAUCGUUUUAAGAUCAAAGACGCACCCUCGUGCGUCUGCGACCCGACCAUUGGUGAGGACAUCUGGCACAUUGCGUGCGACUGCCCGCGCUUUGGCACGGAGAGGCUCGAGCUCGAAAUAAAGACCGGAGUAAAGAUCAGUCCGGAUAGCUCGAGCUGGAGAGAGCUGUUGGGGUCAGAAGAAAAACGGGAAAACACGAAAAGGUUCUUGGAGAAAAUUGUCCGCGUAUCAUGCAAAAGGAACAAAUAG
Molecule: messenger RNA, 1005 nt
Organism: Cydia fagiglandana
Lineage: Eukaryota; Metazoa; Arthropoda; Insecta; Lepidoptera; Tortricidae
Exons: 1
Coding region: 1-1005 (334 amino acids)
Biological process (GO): DNA replication, removal of RNA primer
Molecular function (GO): nucleic acid binding; RNA-DNA hybrid ribonuclease activity
Source: RefSeq, a predicted model, not a curated record